AUGGAAGAGUCGAGCGCUCCCACGUCAAAGAAGGGCGCCAAGAAGGCCGAGGCCAAGGCCAAGAAGGAGGCCCUCAAAGCCCAGCGUGCCGCCGAGCUCGCCGCCGCCACCGCCGCCGCCAGUCUCGAGGACGACCCCGCCCAGGACAACUACGGCAACAGGCUGACCACGACCUCGGCCUUCAGCCCGGACGCCCAAGAGGUCGAAAUCCGCGCCAUUGACGAGACCUGCCACGGAAAGACGGUCGUCGUGCGCGCGUGGCUCCAAAAGUCCCGCGUGCAGAGCGCCAAGAUGGGCUUUGUCGAGCUCCGCAAGGGCGGCAACUGGGACAUUCAGGGCGUCGUCAUGGCCUCCGAGGCGGAGCCCCUGGUCAGCCGCCGCAUGGUCAAGUGGGUGGCCGGCAUCAGCCCCGAGAGCUUCGUGGCCGUCGAGGCCAAGGUGGUGCGGCCCCUCGAACCCGUCAAGAGCUGCCGCGUCUCGGGGUUCGAGCUCCACAUCACAAAGUGCUUCGUGCUCGCGUCGGCUCCCGCCAUGCUCGGCAUGACCAUGGGCGCCGCCAGCCGGCCCAUUGUCGACUUUAGCGACGACAGCGCCCCGCCCGCGGAUGCCGACGCCUGCAAAGCCGCCGAGGCCGCCGCCGCCGAGGCCGCCGCCCCGGCCGCGAGCAUGCUCACCCAUCUCGACAACAUUGCCAUGCACAAGCGCGCUCCCGUUCAGCAGGCCAUUGCGGACAUCCGCAUCCAAGUCAAGAGGCUCUUUCGCUCGUACCUCGAAGCCCGCCGCUUCAAGGAAUUUGAGCCGCCGUGCCUCAUCGGCGCCGCUUCCGAGGGCGGCGGAAACGUCUUUCGGCUGAGGUAUUUCGGCGACGAGGCCUUUCUCGCCCAGUCGCCCCAGUUCUACAAGCAAUUCGAGAUUGCAGGAGGCAGGGAGCGCGUCUUUAGCAUAAGCCCCGUCUUUAGGGCCGAAAACUCCAACACGCCGAGGCACAUGACCGAAUUUACAGGGCUCGACGUUGAGAUGGAAAUCAACGACUCCUACACCGAAGUUCUUUCCAUACUCGAGGGUGUGCUGCUGUCCAUUUUCCGCGGAAUCCAAGAGCAAUGCGCGGACGAGAUCGAAACCGUUCGAUCCGUCUACCACUCGGAACCGCUGCUCCUCCCCGAGCCAGGCCAAGAAGUCCGCCUCACCUUUGCCGAGGCGCAAAAGCUCCUGCGAGAGGAAGGCCCCCCCGAGUUCGCAAACGUACGCGACGACGAGGACAUGAGCACCCCCCAGGAAAAGGCCCUCGGCCAAGUCGUGCGCGCCAAGUACAAGACGGACUUUUACGUCAUUGACAAGUUCCCCGAGACGGCGCGGCCGUUCUACGCCAAGCUCGACGACGCCGGCACCACGGUAGGAGACGGCGUCCGCGUCACCAACGCCUUUGACAUGUUCAUCCGCGGGCAGGAGGUGCUCUCCGGCGGCCAGCGAAUCCACGACCCGGUCGAGCUCGAAGCCCGCAUCCGCGCCAAGGGCGUUGACCCCAAGAGCCCCGGCAUCAAGGAGUACCUGACGACGUUUCAGCAGGUCGGUGUGCCGCCGCACGGCGGAGGCGGCAUCGGCCUCGACCGCGUGGUGGCCUGGUUCCUGGGGCUGCCGAGCGUGCACCUCGCGGCGUAUUAUCCCCGCACGCCCAAGAGACUGCUGCCGUGA
This is a messenger RNA of Ustilaginoidea virens, 1692 nucleotides long. RefSeq lists its product as uncharacterized. NCBI's taxonomy places the organism in Eukaryota, Fungi, Ascomycota, Sordariomycetes, Hypocreales, Clavicipitaceae. Gene Ontology annotation, molecular function: ATP binding; RNA binding; aspartate-tRNA ligase activity. The transcript has 3 exons. Gene Ontology annotation, cellular component: cytosol; cytoplasm; aminoacyl-tRNA synthetase multienzyme complex. The record is from RefSeq and is a predicted model, not a curated record. Bases 1 to 1692 code for a protein of 563 amino acids. Gene Ontology annotation, biological process: aspartyl-tRNA aminoacylation.